GUGGUGUUUUAGAACACAGAGCAAGUGGGACUGUGAGUGUGUGACACAGCAAAAGAGGAAGGGAGAAGGCAGUCAGCCAAAAAACAUUUCUAAUGAAGUAAAAACAAAUAAUGGGAGCUACAACAUAAAAAAGGAAUACUUUCAGAUUGUAUGGGAGACCAGGAGAAUAUUUGGAGAUCAUGGAGAGUGUGAGCACGCCUGCCGUGUUCAACCUAUCGGAUCUAUCAGUGGAGAUGAACUCGUCGUCUCGCCAGUGGUCUUACUCGGAGUACAGCGAGGCCGUGGCGGUGCUACUAGGCAUCCUCAUGGCCCUGCUAGUGAUGGGCAUCGUCUUUGGCAACGUGCUGGUCAUCACCGCCAUCGUGCGCUUCCAGCGGCUGCAGACGGUCACCAACAUGUUCAUCACCUCUCUGGCCUGUGCUGACCUGGUCAUGGGCCUGCUGGUGGUGCCCUUCGGCGCCUGCUACAUCCUCCUCAACACCUGGCACUUUGGCAGCUUUCUCUGCGAGUUCUGGACGGCGGCGGAUGUCUUGUGUGUGACGGCCAGCAUCGAGACGCUGUGUGUGAUCGCACUGGACCGCUACCUGGCCAUCACGUCGCCGCUGCGCUACCCGUCCCUGCUGACCAAGCGUAAGGCGUGCGUGGUGGUGGUGACGGUGUGGGGGGUGGCCGCCCUCAUCUCCUUCCUGCCCAUCCACAUGAAGUGGUGGGUGUCUGAUGAGCCCGAGGCACUCAGCUGCCUGGAAGAUGCCCACUGCUGUGACUUCAACACCAACGCUGCCUACGCCGUAGCCUCCUCUGUCGUCUCCUUCUACAUUCCCCUGGCGGUCAUGGCCUUUGUCUACGGACGUGUCUUCCAGGAGGCCAGGAAGCAGCUGGAGAAGAUCCGUGGCAGCGAGGGGCGCUUCCACGCCCAGAUGAUCGACAACAACCAGGGGCAGGAUGGUGGGGACGGGAGCGGAGGAGGAGGGGGGAACGGGAAGAGACCUAAGUUCUGUCUGAAGGAACACAAAGCCCUAAAGACGCUGGGAAUCAUCAUGGGCACCUUUACCCUCUGCUGGCUGCCCUUCUUUGUGCUCAACGUGGUGGUGACCAUCUGGAAGGUGGACAACAUUAAAAUGCCUUUCAGGAUAUUGAACUGGAUAGGAUAUGCCAACUCAGCGUUCAACCCCCUCAUAUACUGCAGGAGUCCUGAGUUCAGGCAUGCCUUCCAGGAGAUUCUGUGCCUGAGAGGGGCUGCUUUCCCCACCAAUGGAUACAUAUAUAGGGGUCACAGCUUGCGCCUAAGCCCCAAGGACAAGCCAAGCAGUCUUUCACAUAACGCGGGGACCGUGGAGCUGGGGAUUGGCUCUCUGUCUAGUGUCACCAACAUAAACGGGUAUUGCAAUAAUCCUCCUCUUGCCUCCAUUGUCUGAAGCGCAGGGUGUUACAAUGAGACUUGUCUUUCUCGUUUAGUUAGACCCGGUACGCAGACACGGGAUAGGAAAUGACAUGUGAAUCUCUUUCCAUAUUUAAAUGCGCUACUAUAAGAAUAUUAUUCUAGUAAUGUGUAGGUUAUUAAAUGUUUGUAAUACUUUUCCUCUUAAUAUUGAACAAAGUCUGCAAAAUACUUAGGGAGUCUAUGGUUUGCGGAUGUGAUCAUGUGUGUGUGUGUGUGUGGUUUGUGGACAUGAGUAUGUGCACAUGUUAUGUACUCUAGUGCUUACUCCUGUGUGCAAAUGAACACCACGGUUCAGGUACUAGGUUCAAGUAUUUCAAGUGCAGUUGCACAAACAUUUGUUAUAUUGUUCUAAGUUAAAACAAAUUACCUCAUCAGCAUCAUUUUCGAUUCAGCUCCUUAUCUUAAGAGCUCCGAGAACAAAUAAUGAUAGUCUGUUUGUAUGUUGUAUGAAAAAUUAAUAAUGUUGCUAGUUGAACUGACAGUUCUUUACUGGCAGCGGGCUGAAUGAGAUAGAAAUGCCAGGGUAGGAGAGGUAGGAGAGAAUUAACAAGCAGAACAAGAGAUCAAAUCAGGGUUAACAGUAAUAUCUGUGACCCCCACUAGUGGCUGUAGCCAGCUCUCUAUCUGUAACACAUUCCAUAUUGAUCUGGGUCUCUCCCAGAGCCAGCUCAGGGACUUCUGUCUGUGUGAUUCUGUACACUCCCUCUGCCACGGCCCAGAAAUCCAACUCUCUGAUGAGGGACAGCAGGUGCACAUAAUCACAGGCAGGCGCUAUUACCAGCUACACCACGCACGUUGCCCCAUUCCUCCAACCACCCUUCAAUACCUCAACCUUCACCUCCCCCCUCAAUAUCACCAUUUAAUAACUGAGGUUACAGACGCCUGUCCUGCCGCCUCUCAGACAGUGAAUAAGGACACACAGACAGAGAAGUCUUUAAUGUGGACCUUACUUUUGUGACUCAAUAACCCCUGCAAGUACAGUGGUCAGAGCAGCAAUACCUCAAUGCUGGGUAGUGUGACCACCACUGUACGUCAUUCUGAUACCAAUAUCCAGCCAGUAUACUUAGUCUGUAAAGCUAUGUUUAGGGAUUGCUUUCACACUCUACCGUGCUCGUUUUCUUUGUUAAUGACUAGCGUGGAUACUGAGAACUGUUGCUGAUGUUACUGUGCUGCUCUCCGUUAUUGUUGCUCUUGUGUUGUUGCUGUGAAGUUUCAGUGUUUACAGAGAUUCCUGGACCAACCGUCUGAUUGGGGAUACAAUUAAAGUGUACCAUACAUUUACACAAUGUACUGACUAGCUAAAAGAUAAGGAAAUAAACCCCUACACUAUAGCUUCUGCAGAAUCUGCACAUAUUCUUGUCUAAGGAAGAUAAACUGUAAGAUUUUCAGAAGCAAUUAUAAGUGCCUUGCUCAAGGGCACAUCAAUAGAUUUUUCACCUGGUCAGCUCAGGGAUUUGAACCAGAAACCUUCCAGCUACUGGACCAAUGCUCUUAACCGCUAGGCUAUCUGCCGCCACAGUAGUGAUGAAUGAUGUAGGAGUCUGGGUGGAUUUUGUCCAGGUGUUAAUGAAUAGAAACCUUGGUAUCACAUUCAGACUGUAAUGAACUAGGUUAACGGUGUAGCACACAGUGUACUUGCACCACAAUGUAUUCGUAGCCCGUAUCUCAGCAUCAUGUCAGCCAGCCAAGUGGAAAAAGUUAAUCUAAAAUGUUCACUUGCUGUAAAUGUUCAUCAUUUUAAAAGAACAUUCUUAGUAUAUAGGCCUAUGCUAAAUCCUAUUACUUUACAAUUGUUUGGAUAGCUAUGUGUGUGUAUGUGUCUGUCUGUAUGUGCCUGUGCUAACUGUAUGAGUAUGACUGUGUUUAGACCAUUUUUGGAGCUUUGAAUUCAUAGGAAAAGACGAGGUACCGUGUGUGUUAACUCACUAACCCACCUCUUUUUUUAUGGACACAAGGACACUUUUGAUGCAUGUACUGUAAAUGUGAAUAAUGUAUUAUCCUUACAUCGCAAAAUGUUACCAUGAAUGCAUUGUCAGCUUCAGUCACACACAAAAGUAGGAGAGACAUGGUCUUAGAUAUUUACAUAUACAGUUAUUUCAUUCCACGGAAAACUUUUAUCAUUUGCCAAAUGAAAUUACAUUCUCAGUGAGUUAUCAAAGGCAGCAUAUUUAACAGUGGGAAUUUUUGCUAAAUAUAAUAUUUGCUGGAAAUAUUAACAUUUGAUUUUGUGAUCUGUGCCUUUUCAUGUCUGACAUGUCUGAUAUUAAACCCAUUUUUGUUACA
Salvelinus namaycush (lake trout) is the source of this 3724-nucleotide messenger RNA. Its product is annotated as beta-2 adrenergic receptor. Bases 180 to 1415 code for a protein of 411 amino acids. The record is from RefSeq and is a predicted model, not a curated record. Lineage: Eukaryota; Metazoa; Chordata; Actinopteri; Salmoniformes; Salmonidae. The transcript is spliced from 2 exons. Gene Ontology annotation, biological process: negative regulation of smooth muscle contraction; norepinephrine-epinephrine-mediated vasodilation involved in regulation of systemic arterial blood pressure; adenylate cyclase-activating adrenergic receptor signaling pathway. Gene Ontology annotation, cellular component: membrane. Gene Ontology annotation, molecular function: norepinephrine binding; beta2-adrenergic receptor activity.